AGAGAUUUCCAGAUAUUUAACAAAUUAAUAACUAGUUAACGCCAUUAAAACACAUAGCAGGGAUGACGGCUCUGACUUGGUGGGAAGUGUGCAUCAAGUAUGCCUUCAUCGUCUUUAAUUUCACCUUCUGGGUGGCAGGUACUGGAGUGCUGGUUUUGGGCAUUUGGCUACAUUUUGACUCCAGGACAGCAGGACUGCUUAAUGCAGAGAACUCACCUACAGUCUUCUUCACUGGUGUGAAUAUCCUAAUAGCGGCAGGGACUCUGAUGAUGGUCAUGGGCUUCCUCGGAUGCUGCGGGGCCAUUAAAGAGUCGAAGUGCAUGCUGGGAUUGUUCUUCCUCUUCCUGCUCAUCAUCUUUGCUGUGGAAGUGUCUGCUGGGAUCUGGGGCCUCUCCAACAAGGACAGGGUGGUGAAGGAAGUUACGGAGUUCUAUAAUCAGACUUACGCCAAAUCCAAAUCCACAUCCACAUCCACCACACAGGGAGCACUGAACGAGACCCUCCGUGUCAUCCACCUUGGACUCAACUGCUGCGGCCCCACAGGGAUGAAGAAAGAUGCUGUUGAAGAUACCUGCCCCAAGAAGACAGGACCGGAGCUCAUCAUCAUGAGCUGUCCGGAAGCCAUCAACGCGACGUUCUACAACAAACUGCACGUCAUCGGCGGGGUCGGCCUCGGUAUCAGUGUCAUCAUGAUCUUUGGGAUGGUGUUCAGCAUUAUGCUCUGCUGCGCCAUUGUGAGGUCCACGUUCUGAACAAACACAAAAUCCUGUCCAUCAAUCUUUAGCUUAAGGGUGCUCACUUUCCAAUCCUCUGCUUUAAAGUUUAAAUCAGUUUAAUAAUCGUAACGGGCAUCUCUUAGUUUGGAUCCAUACAGGAUGGUUGUGUUGACCUGUGAGAGUAUGGAUACAAAUGUUAUUGUGUUGGAUGAUAUUGAAGAUCACUCCUAUUAACUCUGUUUUUCCCUUUUUAAUCACAGUUUUUAUUGUUUGAUAAUAUAAACUGCAGUUUAUGUAAAAUGUGUUUACUGUUUUGAGUUGUAAUUACAAAUGAGUAAAAAAAAAGCGUGUUUUUCAAUUUUGGUUACGUUAGAAGCUUUUGAUUUUUAUGAACUGGACUGGAAAUUUCUGUUAAUAUUUUUGAUGAAGGCAAAUAUUGAGAAAUAAAUUUACUUAUAAACAAUGA
Molecule: messenger RNA, 1182 nt
Organism: Micropterus dolomieu (smallmouth bass)
Lineage: Eukaryota; Metazoa; Chordata; Actinopteri; Centrarchiformes; Centrarchidae
Product: CD9 antigen-like
Exons: 8
Coding region: 63-752 (229 amino acids)
Cellular component (GO): membrane
Source: RefSeq, a predicted model, not a curated record